AUGGCAAACCUUUCUCUGUUCUUCCAUGCAAUAGUGUUGCUGUCAUGGCCUGCAACUCUUGCCAUUGCCUCACUUGCCGGAAACAAUACUGAUCACCUUGCCCUCUUGGCCAUCAAAUCGAGUAUAACCCAUGAUCCACAGGGAGUUCUUAACACAUGGAACACCUCCAUCCAUUUCUGCCAAUGGCAAGGUGUUACAUGUGGUCGCCGCCAUCCUAGAGUCACCAUAUUGAAUCUUGGAUCUAGAGGCAUUGUUGGUUCCUUGUCUCCUCAGAUUGGGAACUUGAGCUUUCUCAGAGUCAUAAGACUAGGGAAUAAUACCUUCAAUGGUGUAAUCCCACCUCAAGUAGGUGGUUUAUUCAGGUUGCAGAAGCUCAUUCUCUACAACAAUUCUUUUGAAGGUGAAAUUCCAGCCAGUUUAUCAAACUGCACAAGACUCAACAUCCUAGGAUUGGGUGGCAAUCAACUAGUUGGCAAGCUCCCACAACAGCUUGGUUCGCUGCUGAACCUCGUGAUCUUAUCCAUUAAUGAUAACAGUUUCAGUGGAGGAACCUCUUUCAUGGGAAACCUCACUUCUCUUGAAGUCUUAGCAGCCCACAACAAUCAUCUAGGAGGAAACAUUCCAGACGUUUUCGGUCAAUUGCACAGCUUGAAAGAUUUUGUUUUUGCUGGGAACCGACUGCAUGGUACGAUUCCUCCAUCCUUGUACAAUUUAACAUCUUUAAGAACUGUUGAUUUAUAUGAGAAUCAAAUCAGUGGAGGUCUAUCAAAAGAUAUAGGCUUGCAGCUACCUAAUCUUGAGGAGUUGCAGAUAUGGCGGAACAAACUUACCGGAAGCAUACCAUCCUCUAUUUCAAAUUGUUCAAACUUGGUACACCUUGACUUGGCUGAAAAUGGUUUCACCGGGAAAGUUGACAUAAAUUUCAGGCACAUACCAAAUCUUAGGUUUCUUGUGCUAUACCAAAACAGUUUAGGAAGUUCAGAACCUGAUGAGAUGAACUUCAUUGAUUCCAUGAUCAAUUGUAGCAACCUAGAAUUGUUCCUGGCUUUUAAAAACCAAUUAAGAGGAGUGCUUCCUAGUUCUCUAGCCAAUCUCUCAUCUCAACUCACACUUCUAGAUUUGGGUGCUAACUUCAUAUAUGGGUCCUUGCCUUCUGGGAUAGGGAAUCUUGUGAAGUUAGAAACAAUAUCUAUGCAAUAUAAUCAGUUGACAGGAAUAAUUCCUAGUGAACUUGGAAAUCUUGGAAACCUAACACAAUUAUACUUAAAUAACAACAAAUUCACCGGGAACUUUCCAGAUUCUAUAAGCAGUCUGUCAUUGUUGUUGGAGUUGGAUUUGUCGGUUAAUAGACUAGAAGGACAAAUGCCACAAAAUCUUGGUAACUGCAAGAGUUUGGUGAAGUUGUACCUUCCUGUAAACAACCUUACUGGCCCAAUACCCAGAGAGCUUUUUCAGCUAUCGUCCUUGAUCUAUCUAGAUCUCUCUCAAAACCAUUUAGUUGGACCACUUCCCCAAGACAUAGGAAACCUCAAAAGCUUAACGGUCCUCAAUCUAUCAAAAAAUGAUUUGGUCGGAGAAAUCCCAGAUGCCAUCACAAGCUGCACAAGCCUUGAGUACGUAUAUCUAGAAGCAAAUUCCUUUGCAGGUCCUAUAGCUCCCGCAUUUAGAGCAUUAAGAGGUAUCAGGGACCUUGAUCUUUCUAGCAACAACUUCUCAGGGAAGAUUCCAAUAUUCUUGGAGCAACUAAAUUUGUCUUCAUUAAAUUUGUCGUUCAACAAUCUUGAUGGGAAGGUGCCGACGGGAGGUAUUUUCAAGAAUGCAAGCAUGAUCGCAAUUAAUGGGAAUGGUAGGCUCUGUGGAGGCAUUCCUGAACUUGGGCUACCCAGAUGUGACCUGGUAGCAAGAUCAAAGAAAGGGUCCCGUGUUAUUCUGGUUGUUGUCCCACUUUUCUCAUUUCUAGUUCUAGCAAUGGCAUUGUCUUUGUUGUUUUGUUGGCAAAGAAGGAAAAGGCAAACACAGCCACCAGAAGCUUCAGCUGGGCAACCAUUUUCAAGGGUUUCUUACGGAAGCAUACUCAAAGCCACUGAUGAAUUCUCCGAACAAAAUCUGAUUGGGACAGGGACUUUCAGUGCUGUUUAUAAGGGUAUCCUUGAAGCAGGUGGUGCAAUGGUUGCUAUUAAGGUUCUAAAGCUUGGAAACCAAGGCGCUUUGAAGAGUUUUAUGGCGGAGUGUGAAGCUUUGAAGAACAUAAGGCAUCGUAAUCUUGUAAAAAUCAUUACUUCCUGCUCAUCUAUUGAUUUUCAAGGUAACGAUUUCAAAGCUCUUAUUUACGAGUUCAUGCCAAAUGGGAAUCUCGAUACGUGGCUACAUCCAUCUCAAGAACAAGAAAUUGAGACCGAAGAAGCAGCUCCACGAAGAUUAAGCCUUCACCAAAGAGUAACGAUUGCGUUAGACGUGGCUCAUGCCAUCCACUACCUCCACCAAGAGUGUGAGAUACCCAUAAUUCAUUGUGAUCUGAAGCCAAGCAACAUUUUACUUGACAAUGACAUGGUUGCUCACAUCGGUGAUUUUGGGCUCGCAAAGUUUCUUCCAUUGAAACCUCACGAAAGCAGUUCGAUUGGAAUAAGAGGAACAGUUGGGUAUGCAGCUCCAGAGUAUGGUCUUGGAAGUAAGAUGACAAAAGAAGGGGAUAUCUACAGCUUCGGGAUUUUGUUGUUAGAGAUGAUGACAGGGAAAAGACCUACAGACGAGGUUUUUAAAGAAGGGCUGAACCUCUAUGACUGUGUGAAAAUGGCAUUGCCUGAUCGUGUGAUGGAAAUCGUUGAACCGACAGUAAAGGAGGAGAUGGAAGCUGCAAGUGUCAAUCGUCGAUCCGGUGAGGAUGAAGUUAGAAGGUGGAAGAGAUUGGAAGAGGGCAUAAUGUCGUUGGCUAGAAUCGGGUUGGCAUGCUCCAUGGAAUCUUCGAGAGAAAGAAUGGAUACGAGCAAGAUUAUCGGAGAGUUGGGUCGCAUCAAUGCCAUCGUCGUUAAUUAGAGUAAAUUACGA
This is a messenger RNA of Cynara cardunculus var. scolymus (artichoke), 3045 nucleotides long. RefSeq names its product probable LRR receptor-like serine/threonine-protein kinase At3g47570. Lineage: Eukaryota; Viridiplantae; Streptophyta; Magnoliopsida; Asterales; Asteraceae. Gene Ontology annotation, molecular function: ATP binding; protein binding; protein kinase activity. The coding region runs from base 1 to 3033 and encodes 1010 amino acids. The record is from RefSeq and is a predicted model, not a curated record. The transcript has 2 exons. Gene Ontology annotation, biological process: protein phosphorylation.